AUUAGCUGGAUCAGGUGUGUUUAAUUAAGGCUGAAGAUAAACUCUGCAGAGCUAUGGCACUCCAAAAUUGAAACUGAGUUGAGUAUGUAUUAUUAAGUUUUAUUUUCACUUAAGCAUUACUGCUCCACACUCCAGUAAUGCACUAAUGAGCUAGUCUGCCAACCACCAUAAAACAACAGAAGAAGAAGGAACCUCUAGCCCUAAUCUAAUAGCUCUUCUCUCAUAUAAGAUCUACUAAACAUUCAAUCAUUUUAUUCUUCAGACCUGAAGCAUGAUGUUGAUGCCAGUGGCUUCAUUUUUCUGUCUGCUCUUUCUGACACCAGCGGCUACUGAAGUGGGCCUCGGUGGUAAAGUGCUUCUGUUUCCAACCAAGACUCACACCAGCUUUGUUAAACUCACUCCUGAAAAGCCACUGAGUCUUUCAGCAUUCACACUCUGCAUGCGUGUCGCGACAGAGCUCCAGGACCAGAGGGAGAUUAUUCUGUUCACUUACCGCACACACGAGGUUGAUGAACUCAACGUGUGGAGACGUAAAGAUGGUUUUCUGGGCUUGAUUAUUCAGUCUAAUGGCGAUGAAGCUUUUUUCCACCUGCCUCCUCUCUCCACCUUCCAGACUCACCUGUGUGUCACCUGGGACUCUGCGACUGGUCUCACUGCCUUAUGGGUGGAUGGACAUCGCAGUGUGUUCCAGAUCUAUAGAAAAGGUCUCUCAGUCCGUCCAGGUGGCACCGUGCUGCUUGGCCAAGAUGCUGAUAAAUAUCUGGGUGCCUUUGAUGCGGAGCAGAGUUUUGUAGGAGAAAUUACAGAUGUGCAAAUGUGGAAUCAUGUUCUCUCUGGCAGUCAGAUUAGGGCAGUUUAUUCAAACCAGGAACCGUAUGUGCCGAAGGGAAACGUGUUCAACUGGAACACCAUCAAAUAUGAGAUUAAUGGAAAUGUGGUGGUGGUGCAAGAUAACUGAUUCUGAUCAGGUGUAACCUCUCAUACUGCCUCAUCCACACAGUUGUCAAUUUCUAUAAUCUAUUUGUGUUUUAAUUUACAAAGCUGUAAGUGCUAAUAAUUCACAAAAGUAACCAGUAAAAGCUCUCCACAUUACAACAGUGUCUGCUCAUAUUUUUGAAUUAUUAUUUUGUGUAUGUGGAAAAUUAGACAAAUUUAUCCAGAGACGGUGCUUUAUUGUGUGUAAGCGAUUUACAUCACUCAUGUUAUCUCUUGGUUGUAAUGCCAUUUCUAUCACAACCAUAGACUGUAUAUAAA
This is a messenger RNA of Sinocyclocheilus grahami, 1254 nucleotides long. Its product is annotated as pentraxin fusion protein-like. The coding region runs from base 272 to 958 and encodes 228 amino acids. The record is from RefSeq and is a predicted model, not a curated record. NCBI's taxonomy places the organism in Eukaryota, Metazoa, Chordata, Actinopteri, Cypriniformes, Cyprinidae. The transcript is spliced from 3 exons.